AUGACUCAUCUCUUGUGGAAAUCCUACUGGGAAGACGAUAUCGACAAGUUUCGACGCCUCCUCUCGCCCGCCGGCCACGGCGCUCAGAAUGCCGCGCGGAGUUCGAACAUAGGGGCUGCGGGGAGUCCUGGCCAUGGCCAUGGCACGCCACCGAGACCGACUCCAAAGUCGCGCAAGACUCAGGGGCAUGGGAAUGGAUCGCUUGGUCGGAACGAAGUCAACAGCCGUGACCAUGCCGGUCUGACGAUAUUGCUGCGCGCAGCCUCCUCGACCGCCGAAAACGCCGUUUCUUUUGUCGAAGCUCUGCUCGGGCACCCCGCCAUUGACAUUUACGCCCAGGACCCGGAGAGUGGCUGGAAUGCGCUCCACAGGGCUCUGUAUGCGGGCAACAUUUCCAUUGCGAGGAUGCUUCUUGAAAAGGAACGCGCCGACUUGACAGGGCACAUGGUUUCGGUGAACCGAGUGGGACAGCUUAUCAAGACGAAGGACCACGAAGGCAACAGUCCGUUUGACUUGUACAACUCGACGAUUGGAGAACGUAAUUUGAAGGAUUGGGAUAGUGCCCAAGUGGCUGACGAUGGGUCGGAUAGUGAUGACCCGGAGGAAACUGUUGAGAGCAUCACAGCCGCGAGUCACCGGAACGGCAUCGGAGAAGACCUGUAUGCCUUUGGAAGCAACAGAAACCUGUCCUUGGGCUUUGGGGACGAGGACGAUCGUCAGUUUCCCGAGAGAGUGUUUCUGAACCGCCCAGACCACCUCCUGCAACGAUUUUACAAUGAGUAUCUCGAAGAAAUCGGCGCCCAACGACCGGCGUCACAGGAUCUGUCCAAGAUUCCUGCUUUGGUCCUGAACCGGCCAUUGAUGAUGCAGGAUGUCGUGCUCUCCAAGCUCCACAGUGCAGUUCUAACAACAGAUCCGGUUUCUAACCUUUACAUCUGCGGUGUUGGACGUGGUGGCCGGCUGGGUCUCGGUGAUGAGAACACGCGCUUCACCUACGUUCCCGUGCAGGGCCCCUUUGUCGAUCGCAGGGUUGUCCAGGUGGCUCUGGGACAAAAUCACACCAUGGCUGUUGAUGACACGGGUGCUUUGUGGACCUGGGGCAGCAAUGCCCAGUCACAGCUAGGGUAUGCGCUUCCUGCUCCGGCGAGGAAGGACGAGGAGCCCAUCAGCACCAUACCUCGUCAAGUUUUUGGUGCCUUGAAAAAGGAGGUUGUUCUUGGCGUCGCUGCCUCAUCGGUACACUCGGUUGCUCACACGGGUGCAUCGCUUUACUGCUGGGGCAAGAAUCUUGGCCAGCUGGCCUUGAUGGAUGCUGACUCGAGAUCGCUUGAACACCAGCAAACCCCUAGAAAGGUGGCCGCGUCCCUUUUCUCGUCGCCGAUUGUCAUGGUCAGCGCCAUUGACAAGGCGACAACCAUCCUGCUGCAGAACCACACAGUAUGCAUCUUCACGGGCUAUGGUUAUCAUAUUGUCAAAUUCCCAUUCGCGAGCUUUGACUACAUCGGCAACCUCAGAUUGUCAAAUCGGCAUGAAGUAGGUUGGAAUCAGGUCAGCUACAUCACCUCGGGCGGAGAAACCAUUGCGGCGUUGACGAAACGGGGUGAUUUGUUCACCAUGAAUCUGGAUCACAAGAUGGAAACGAACCCACCGGCCACAUCGACGACGAACCCGUCCAAGCUCAAGGGCGCCGUGACGGCACCUCAACGGAUCUGGAAUGCCAGUAAGGACGGGGUCUGUUCGGUUGGUGUCGGGGAAAAUGGUUCGGUGAUUCUCAGCACCAAGUCUGGAGCUGUGUGGCGAAGGAUCAAGCGUGUAAAAGGCAAGGGCGCUUCUUCCGCCAACAACAUUUCGGAAUCGAAGAGGAAUUUCAAGUUCCAGCGCGUCCCCUAUAUCACCAAGGUUGCUACUGUUCGGGCCUCUGCGUAUGGGGCUUUUGCUGCUAUCCGGGAGGACUCGGAGGUGAUGAAGCAGCAGCUGGCGGUGGAUGAGCAGGCUCUGUGGGAUGAUGUGGCGCCGUUGAACUGUCUGGAGGGGUUUGAGGCUUCUGAGGAUGGGGAAUCCACGCAAGAAAGCCGGAAGUUUUGGGAGAACCCUGAUCUUGAGGCACGACUUGGGGAUAUCGCUUAUGAAAUCUUGAGGUCCCCGGAUCUGGAGAGAGACUUGGCUCAGCACCUGGCCACGUGGGGAUGCCGAAACGAACCAUUGGACACGGUCGUUUGCGUGUCGUCCGCCCCUGAGCUCAAGAUUCCUGUGCACAGCUGGUUACUCUCUGCGCGCAGCUCGGUACUCCGACGAGCGUUGUCAGAGUUUCGGGGGACGGGCAGCUACGCACAUGAGUUGUUCACCGUUCACAAGGACGACGACGACGGCAGCAAAACGGUCGUUUGCCUCCAGGGCUUGGACCUGCUCACGCUGUUGAACCUGGUGCUUUUUGCCUACCGGGACCGGGUGGUUCCGGUGUGGAACUAUACGCGGCAUGCUCCUGCGCUGGCGUACCGGUACCGCCAGGUGCGGUUGGAGGUCAUGAGACUGGCCGCGCGACUCGAAAUGCACAACCUUGAGGCUGCGGCGAGGCUGCAGGUGGAACCGGAGAGGUGCAUGGAUGAGGACUUUCGGGGUGCGCUCAAGGGGGACAGGAGGCGGUUUUUUGAGGAUGGGGAUGCGCUGCUCGAGCUUGAUGGGACGGAGGUGGCUGUUCACAGCAGGUUUUUGUGCAGGCGGUGUCCGUGGUUUGAGGGCUUGUUCUUUGGGCGGUCCGGGGGGGGGUGGCUUGCUGGUCGUAGGCAGCAGGAGGAGAGGAUCAUCAGGCUUGAUAUGAAGCACAUGGACUCUACGGCGUUUGGGUAUGUGUUACAGUAUCUUUACGCAGAUACGGGGGAUGAGCUGUUUGACUCGGCGGUUUGCGACACGUUUGAUGACUUUUUGGAUCUGGUCAUGGAGGUCAUGUCGACUGCGAACUAUUUGAUGCUGGACCGACUGGCGCAGAUAUGCCAGAAGGUCAUGGGACGGUUUGCGAAUAUUAGGAAUAUUGCGCAUUUUCUCAAUGCGAUUGGGCCGUGUUCGGUUACCGAGUUCAAGGACGCGGGGUUGGAGUAUAUUUGUCUUCAGCUGGAGACGAUGCUGGAGAAUCACUUGCUUGACGAGCUGGAUGAGGACUUGUUGCUGGAGCUGGAUGCUGUGGUGAGGGAUAACCAGCUGGCGCAUUAUCCUUAUCUGGCGAGUUAUCGGGCGCAGCUGAGCAGUCAGUUGGAUGAUGCGGGGUUGGCGGAGGAUGUACUUGAGGAGAGGCAGGUUAGGGUUAGGGAGAUGGGGUUCAAGGUGCAGAAGGAGGAGGAGAGGAAGAUGGGUGUUGUGAGUGGGAGGACCAAGUUUGGGAGUCUGGAGGAGGGGAGUUUGUUCACGCCUACGCCUGAUAGGGUCAGGAAGGGGAGGAAUGAGCCUUUUAGUCCGGAUUUGAAGGCGAAGGGGGAGCAGGGGGAUAUGAUGUUUGACAUGGAGGGGGAGGAGGAGGAUGAUUCCUCGCCUAUCAACAGUCCCUCCCUGCGACCCCGAAAGACUGGUGAAGUACCCGCGGAGGACAAGAUCGCACCGCUGGGGAGCUCGGUGAAGGGGAAGGGGAAGAAAGUCUGGAUGAGUCUAGAGCAGUCGUCGCCUCCGGUCAGCCCGUAUUCCGCGCCUAGUCCUGCAAAACCUACACUUGCUGCUACCCGUCCCGUGGAUGUAGGUGGUACUACUCCAGUCAAGACGGGGACUCCGUGGGGUGGUGCGGCUGCUGUGUUGACGGAGAAGCUUGACCUGAGGGGCAUCAUCCAGUCGGAGAGCCCCAAGUCGGCGCUGUCGGCGGGGUUGGCGGCGCAGAAGGUGAAGGAGGGGGGUGCCCCACGGCCUCCUUUCAGUGAUUUACUGGGGCGGGUGGUG
Messenger RNA from Podospora anserina S mat+, 3918 nucleotides. RefSeq lists its product as uncharacterized. Gene Ontology annotation, molecular function: protein binding. The record is from RefSeq and is a predicted model, not a curated record. Lineage: Eukaryota; Fungi; Ascomycota; Sordariomycetes; Sordariales; Podosporaceae. The annotation marks the transcript as partial. The transcript has a single exon.